Phytophthora infestans T30-4 is the source of this 558-nucleotide messenger RNA. RefSeq lists its product as uncharacterized. The transcript is spliced from 4 exons. The record is from RefSeq and is a predicted model, not a curated record. The coding region runs from base 1 to 558 and encodes 185 amino acids. NCBI's taxonomy places the organism in Eukaryota, Oomycota, Peronosporomycetes, Peronosporales, Peronosporaceae.
AUGGCGCCCUCCAAGCGAUUGAAUUUAAGCAAGUCGCGUGACGACGACGAGAGCUCCUCGGCCUCGUCCUCCAGUGACGAGCAGGAGCAACAAACAACGACACAGUCAGCCCAGGAUGAUGAUGAUUCCAGCUCCGGCGAGUCAUCUGAUGAUGAAUUUGAGAUCCCGCCUGGAUUCGAAAGCGUUAAGGGCAGCGGCGCCGUGACGCGUGAGGCCGUGUUUAAUAACGACCAGGAGCUCUGGUUCUUCAAGCUGCCUAAGAACCUGGACGCGUCGGCGCUGGCCAACGUGACGAUCAAGGUGGACGAAGGCAAGGCGGCACCUUCACCUGGUGAGGUGCUGGCCAAGGUCACAGCUGGGGAAGAUAGCAAGAAGUACCUACUGCAGAGCGAAGACGGGAUGCUCACAGACCAACUCGUUAACGCGCUGCCUCUCGCUUCAGACCGCGCUCGCUUUGCUCUAGGCAAACCAUUCUCUCGUUGUUUCUCGCUCAAGAAGAACUCUUCCGACAAACAGGAGAAGCAGCACAAGUCCAAGAAGGCUAAGCACAAGAAGUAA